GGAGAAGGGCUGAAGCAAUUUAAGCAAAUCUUAUUGGUGAAGAAGUCUCAUGUAUUGACUUUUUUUUUUAAAGAGCCAUUUCCUUUCAGUUUUAAGCAUAUCACUGUGUUUGCAAGGCAACAACCUUCUUUCAAUCUGGAUAAUAGCUGCAAGUUUCUGUAUUUCUAAUUCAGAGGUGUUUUCACCAAUGCAAAAGACAUGGUUGAAGAGCUAGUUUAACUUUAAAAUGUUCUACUUAGAAGAUGGUGAUGAGGAGAAGAAGAAUGCUCAUGAUGAAGGCGCAUUAGAUAAACCUGAAAAUGUUUUUCUUGGAAAAACCCCAUCUGGUAUCCUGUCUCAAACCAUGAAUUAUGUGGGGCAGCUGGCUGGGCAAGUCAUUGUCACUGUGAAGGAGCUAUACAAGGGCAUUAAUCAAGCCACGCUCUCUGGAUGCAUUGAUGUCAUUGUGGUUCGGCAGCAGGAUGGCACCUAUCAGUGUUCUCCAUUUCAUGUUCGGUUCGGGAAGCUUGGAGUCCUCAGAUCAAAGGAAAAAGUGAUUGACAUAGAAAUCAAUGGCGAUGCUGUGGACCUUCACAUGAAGCUGGGGGAUAAUGGAGAAGCCUUCUUUGUCGAGGAGAUUGAAGAGGAAUAUGAAAAACUUCCUGCCUACUUGGCUACCUCACCAAUACCUACAGAAGAUCAGUUCUUUAAAGAUAUUGAGACUCAUUUGAUUCAGUCAGGUGGAAAUGAAAGGAUGUGUCAGAGUGCAGAAAUCUCACACAUAAUGGAGUCAGAGACCGUUUUCAACCCAGGUUCUGUGAAGAAGAAAAAACGGCGGAAAAAGAAAUAUAAACAAGACAAGAAGGAAGAUCAGACCUCAUCUCCUGGAAUGGAGGACACCUUUGAUGUCGACAUAAGUUCUGAUGAUGAAAAAGGAGCCCAGCCUAUGAGAGGACCUUCAGCUGCUACAAUGAAGGAGGAAGACUAUAAGGAACCUUUGAUCUUCCAUUCCAGUGAUCAUUACCCAUUAUCUGAUGGAGAUUGGUCCCCUUUGGACAAUGCCUUCUCCCAGACCGUCUGUCCUAAGAGUGAUUCAGAGCUCGAAGUGAAACCUGCUGAGAGCUUGCUCAGAUCAGAAUCUCACAUGGAGUGGACUUGGGGAGGUUUCCCAGAGUCUACCAAGAUCAGCAAGAAAGAGAGAUCAGAUCACCCUCGAACGGCUACCAUCACACCAUCAGAAAAUACUCAUUUUAGGGUCAUCCCCAAUGAUGAUAACCUGGUAAAUGAAGUUGAGAAGGAUGCUUCAUUGGAAGACACUGUGUGUACAAUAGUAAAACCAAAGCCACGGGCACUCUGUACUCAGAUGAGGGAGACGGCUGAGACAACUUCUGCUGCUUCUGCAAUCCUUGAACCUCCUCUCGAAAGCUCACAAAUUUUAUCUAUGUUAGAUGCAGAUCCUCUCCCUAGCCCAUCAGCGGAGCCUCCAUCAUCAGAAAUAAAGCCAGUCACUAAACUGGAUUCCCCAUCAAAGAAGAAAGGUGUCCACAAGAGAAGCCAGCACCAGGGGCCUGAUGAUAUUUACCUAGAUGACCUAAAAGCCUUGGAACCUGAAGUUGCAGCGCUCUAUUUCCCCAAAAGUGAUUCUGAUCCAGGUUCUAGACAGUGGACGGAGUCUGAUACUUUGUCUGGCUCUCAGUCUCCUCAGUCAGUGGGAAGUGCAGCUGCCGACAGUGGCACAGAAUGCCUCUCUGAUUCUGCAAUGGACUUGCCUGAUGUGACCCUGUCACUUUGUGGGGGCCUCAGUGAGAAUGGAGAGAUAUCAAAAGAAAAAUUCAUGGAACAUAUCAUUACUUACCAUGAAUUUGCAGAAAACCCUGGACUUAUAGAUAAUCCUAAUCUAGUGAUACGGAUCUAUAACCGGUACUAUAACUGGGCCUUGGCUGCUCCCAUGAUCCUAAGCUUACAAGUGUUCCAGAAGAGCUUGCCCAAGGCUACGGUUGAAUCCUGGGUCAAAGACAAAAUGCCAAAGAAGUCUGGGAGAUGGUGGUUCUGGCGCAAAAAGGAGAAUAUGGCCAAACAGCCACCAGAGGCCAAAGAAGGGAAAUCUGAGGUUCCACAAGCAAGUGACUUACCAAUGAAUGCAAAAGAACAAACAAAUAUAAGGCCAACUGAAAAUGAUUCAUCUAGUGACGAGGACUCCCAGGAGCUUAAAGAUUCCCUCAAAAUUGAUCCUGUCCCAGUAGAACACUUGAGCCAUGGAAGCACUACUUCUUAUAAGAAGUCACUUCGACUUUCUUCAGACCAAAUUGCAAAACUGAAGCUCCAAGAUGGCCCAAAUGAUGUCGUGUUCAGCAUUACAACCCAGUAUCAAGGCACCUGUCGCUGUGCGGGAACCAUUUACCUGUGGAACUGGAAUGACAAGAUCAUAAUUUCGGAUAUCGAUGGAACAAUAACCAAGUCUGAUGCUUUAGGGCAGAUUCUCCCACAACUAGGCAAAGACUGGACUCAUCAGGGCAUAGCAAAACUCUACCAUUCCAUCAAUGAGAACGGGUACAAAUUUCUGUAUUGCUCAGCUCGGGCCAUUGGAAUGGCAGACAUGACACGAGGGUACCUGCACUGGGUCAAUGACAAAGGAACUAUCCUUCCUAGGGGGCCUUUGAUGUUGUCUCCUAGCAGCUUGUUCUCUGCUUUUCAUAGGGAAGUGAUAGAGAAGAAACCUGAAAAAUUCAAAAUUGAGUGUUUGAAUGACAUCAAGAAUUUGUUUGCUCCAAGUAAAGAACCAUUCUAUGCUGCUUUCGGAAAUCGACCAAAUGAUGUGUAUGCCUACACACAAGUUGGGGUCCCAGAUUGUAGAAUAUUCACGGUGAAUCCCAAAGGAGAAUUAAUACAGGAACGGACCAAAGGGAACAAGUCAUCGUAUCACAGGCUGAGUGAACUUGUAGAACAUGUGUUCCCACUCCUCAACAAAGAACAGAAUUCUGCUUUUUCAUGCCCAGAGUUCAGUUCCUUUUGCUACUGGCGAGACCCAAUCCCUACGGUGAACAUGGAUGACCUGGCUUGAAUGUUGUCACCCCUUCGGGAAAAGGGGUCUGCUCUUCAGAUGCUCAGGCUCAUUGUGAAGAGUGAAAAGCACUUCUGAAGUGAGGGCACAUUCAUCUUACCUUAGAUCCGUAGGUGUUGAGGCACAAUCCAGAGCAGUGAAAGGCACAGCAGCCUUUUUAGCUUCACUCUCCUGGCUUGACUUGGGGAUUGAUUGUAUCUGGAACUUAACACUGCCAGAGCCUAUGGUACCAGAAGGUGGUAGAGUGAAGACGAAGCAUUAGCCUUAAGUUUGUAGUCCUAUGCUUCUCUUGUUGCAAUCCUGUUGUAUUUGGUGGUUUGUUUUGGUUUUGUUUUUUCUUUUUUUUCCCCUUUUAAUUGCUUAAAUUAGAAGGUGGAAAGGAGAAGCCAAAAAAAAAAAAGUUCACCAAAAAGUUAUGGAAGGCAGAUUGGAGUAGUCCCCAACCAGGCACUUUGGAUUUAGUGUUUCCGUGUAUUACCAGGGUAUUUUCAGAGGAUUAGUUGUUCGGUUAACUGUUACAGGGCCAAUUGAUAAUGUAGGUACAAAAUCUGUAUAUAUCUGUUCUUAAAAACCUUACUCAGAAAAUAUGAAAGAAUAGCUGCUUAGAUGUACAAAUAUGUUUUAUCAUAUGUACAGCAAUAUUGGCACGCGUUAACCAAACCCCCAUUACUUAAUCAUAUAAUGACAUCCUCUCUCCUCCUGUCCCCCAACCACUUCCACACACAUACAACCCCCUUUAAAUAAGCAAGUCUUAUAUGAGCCUUAAUGUAAGAACUAAUUUUCUUAUGUUAAAGCAUUGUGAGCUUUUAGGGAAAAACUUUCUUGAAUUUUAUUUUUCUUUCCUGUAAUUGCCCUAGGGUAAAGCCUUUUUGUUGUUCCAGCUCAGACUUGGCCAAGAGAGACAAAUCACACCUGUGCUUAUUUGUUUUACACCAUAAAUUUCAAAUAAUGGGAAUCUCAGUAGGGUUCGUGGGCCAGUAAAUCACAUGCAAGUGCACAUAGUUGCAGAAGUACCUAUGACUGCAUUCUCAGAAUUCCAAUUGGCACUUCUUGGCCAUACUUUCUCUUCCCAAUUAGCUACAUGUUCUCAGGAAAAACAGGCAGGCAUGUUCAUGUCAGGUGGUCUCUUACCUGGGGUGAGCUGCUUCUGGGUAUCACAGUUGGCAUUCACUUCAGAAGGCUAAUUCUCUUGAGGAUGAAGUUUCCAGACUUGUUAAUGUAGCGUUUUUCUUUUGGCCACUCUGGGUCUCCCUUCCUGGUUAGAUUGCAAAGAAUAGCAGUGUUCAGUUGAGCAUUUUAAUCUAGUCUCAUGACAAAGCCAAGAGAAGUUGAGAGGUGGUUUUUUUUGGGGGGAGGUAGGAGAAGGGGGGGGUCUUACUGUAGAUUAUCUGUCCCUGAGGAAAAGCUCCAGGACAAUCAUUGAAAGUCCUCGUGUUUGCAGUGUUGCAAGUCUAGGUUCAGUAUAGACAAAUCAGACUAAUCAGCAGAUCAGGAGUGUAUUCCAUUGGUAGAAAGGUGGGGAGCACAAAAUGGUUUUAUUGGUGGUAUCUAUAGUGAAAGUAGAGAAACGAAAUUUGCAGACUUAAAAUUGAGGUGCUUUUACCAGAAAAUCAAUAGCUGGAUUUCCCAGUUUAAUUGAAAAUUGCAGAUAGUUGCUCUAGUGGCUCUUGCCACCAGUGGUCUAUAUAUCCCAAUGGAUGGCACAAACAAAUUCAAAAGUUUUGUACUUUAGGUUAUUUUUCAGAAUCCAGAUUGGACACUCAUCAAUGGAUAGACAAGAGUGACAUCUCUUUUGGGGAUUUCCUUCAGUGUCUAUUCUAGAAAACUAGUAGAGAAGUUUGGAGUAGACUGUGUUAUAUAGGUAGGGUCAUAGCCCAGUCACUGAAAAACACUCUGAACUGAGAUGGCAGUGGCACAAAAUGGGAACUACUUAGGGUAAUAAAACUGCAUUCCAAUUGUUUUUUCUGUUAUUCUUCUUUCCAGGAGCUAUUUUGAACGAUAAGUAUUCUCAGUUUUGACCUGCCUUUCCCAUACUGUGAAAAUAUUGAUCUAGAAAUGGGUUAGAGAUAAGAAGUGGUAGGGUCAGUCCUCCAGGUCAGAAUAACUAGGAAUUGUCUUUUUGUCUUAGCUGUCCACCCUCGUUGGUUUAUGUGGAUGUAGAGCACACUUCAAAUGCAAGGGGAAAAACCUGAAAUGCCUUGGAUGAUUUUCAGUGGCAAAACUCAAGAGUCAAGUGUUCCCAAAUAAGGGGCAAAAAAGUCUCUAGGUAAAACCUCUCACCGUCAAUGUUUCAGAAUGACUAAUUGUGUAGGUGAGCUAAUUGAAGUAUUUAUCCAUAUUAAGUUAGAGAAAGUAGAUUAUAUUUAUGAAAUUCUACCUAUUUAGUGAAUUAAAAUCAUAGUAGAGUGUGUAUGUACAUAUAUAUGUGUAUGUAUGUAUUUGUAUGCAUACAUAUAUAUAUACACACACACACACAUGCACAUAUAUCUAUAUAUAUAUAGAUAGAUAACUUUAUUUUCAUAAGUGCCAGUAGUGUGUCAUCUAUAAAGCUUGUGCUUGUGAGCGCUACUCACCUAACCUCCAGAUGUAAGGGUGUUUUGGGUUUUUUAAUACAUGAGGUACAAAACAUUUCUGAAUACACUCACCCCUUCUUAAGUUCUCCUUCAAAGGAGACACAGCCUUUUAGGAGUUUGAUGGUUUUAUUUCUCUUUAAUGAACAGUCUUCUCAUUGGACACAUAGGCCUUUUUUUUGGAUCCAGCCUGCGAAUUGGAUUCUUACCUCUCUAUGUGAUUGCUGUGACUCUACCCUUUUGUGUUAGUGUCCAUAAGAAAUGGGUUUUAAUGGCCCAACUCGUUGCUUUGUGCUGCAGUCUGAUUCAGUGGCUCUAUGUAUGCUAAUGAACAGUAAUUCUCUUUCCUUAUUUAAAAAAAGUCUCUCUUACUGGAAGUAGGUGAUUUGCUCUGAUGAUAGUGUUAUUCAAGUAUUAAGUUUGUGCUAAAAUCCCAUUGCCAUUUGGUACAAAUGACUUUUGUUCUUUCUGUGAAAGAGGUGAAAUUCAGUGUGUUUGUACACCAACCCUUAAGAUGGUGUGUUAAUGAAGAUAUGUUAUUCCCAUUUAUUUGAAGUCAUGUGAGAAGCUGUGUGUUUCAGCAGUAAUGGGAGAUAUUAAGGAAUGUUGGAGUGCAUAUUUGAUCAGUCUUAUUUUAUUGCACGCCUUCCUUAUCUCCAGUGUUUCAAUAGCUUGAAUUUCCUUUAAAAAUAAUAAAAUCAGUCUUAUUAACUUUACCAAUUGCUUUUAUAUCCAUGUGCUUUGAACUUGUACUUCUGCAAAAUGUAAGAUUUGUCCAUUGUUGAUCAGACUGUCAUAGAAGUACAGGUAUGGUGGUCCCAGAGCAUGCAGAUUUAGCCCUUUCAAAUCCUUUUACUGUGUUUAGAUAGAACAGAACGUUUCCAUAGUUUUCAACUGGGGGGAAAAUUUCUUGCUGUUCAAGUGCCCUGAAAUGACAACUGCUAAUUUGUAUGGAGCUUCAGAAGAGACAGCUAAUUCAACGGAAAAGUCUGGGCUGUUGGUCCAGCCACUGAAGUCACUUCACCAUUCUAAGCCUCAUUGCAUCUUCAAGGGCCCUUAAAGAGUCCUAUAGGAAAGGUGCACUUAAAAUUAAAAACAAAACAAAACAAAUAGCUUAUAAAGCAAAUUCCUUCUCUUAUGAAAGAUGGUGAAAGUGCAACUAUUCAAGAAAUGUUAUCAGCUUUGAAGUGGUAUAUUUUGCUCUGUGAAGCUUGAGUUUCCUGUGUUCAGUUCUGCUUUGUUGGGUGAAACUGGUUCAAAACUUAAUUUUUCUUAGAAGCAAGAUGAAAACUGUUAUUGUUGGUUUGUUUUGAAGGUGUAUGAAAAGAGGGGACUUUUCAGUGCUUUCAAUUAAUUAAGUUGAGAUUAUGGUGAAGUAUUUGAUUGUUGGACAGCAAAGACACUAAUGAGUUCUUUUAAGUUGUCUAAAAUGAAUCUGAGCAUCAGUAGGAUACUUUGGGUUUGGUAAAGAGACUGCAUUAUCUCGGGGUAAAUGGCUCACAUUUUGGUGCAGUGUUUGAUGUUCAAAACAAAAUGUUCCGAUAAUAAACAAAUGUAAACUAAA
Messenger RNA from Phascolarctos cinereus (koala), 7174 nucleotides. RefSeq names its product lipin 2 (gene LPIN2). Gene Ontology annotation, biological process: fatty acid catabolic process; triglyceride biosynthetic process; positive regulation of transcription by RNA polymerase II. NCBI's taxonomy places the organism in Eukaryota, Metazoa, Chordata, Mammalia, Diprotodontia, Phascolarctidae. Gene Ontology annotation, molecular function: transcription coactivator activity; phosphatidate phosphatase activity. The record is from RefSeq and is a predicted model, not a curated record. Gene Ontology annotation, cellular component: nucleus; endoplasmic reticulum membrane; cytosol.